Cyphellophora europaea CBS 101466 is the source of this 2211-nucleotide messenger RNA. RefSeq lists its product as uncharacterized. The coding region runs from base 1 to 2211 and encodes 736 amino acids. Gene Ontology annotation, cellular component: transcription regulator complex; PcG protein complex. The transcript is spliced from 2 exons. Gene Ontology annotation, biological process: regulation of transcription by RNA polymerase II. Gene Ontology annotation, molecular function: DNA-binding transcription factor activity, RNA polymerase II-specific; RNA polymerase II cis-regulatory region sequence-specific DNA binding. The record is from RefSeq and is a predicted model, not a curated record. Lineage: Eukaryota; Fungi; Ascomycota; Eurotiomycetes; Chaetothyriales; Cyphellophoraceae.
AUGGACUCUCAAUCCGACUAUGCGGCAUACCACCCUGGCGACUAUGAACUGGACGACACCCACAGAUUUGACAACAUCCUCGAACAUACCCAAACCCACCAACAGUAUGAACCCGACGCUCACCCAUCUUUUGUUGAGCAGGAGUACAAUUUGAACGACCAAGAGGCUCACGAGAGCGCCUCAAACGAGCACGGACAGCGCCAUGACCUGGACUGUCCCGUGUGCGGUGAGGUCAGCAAGACGCCUUCAGAUGCCAAGAAGCACCUAGCAAGACAUCAGAAGCCCUUCAGGUGCACCGAUGCCAGCUGUGGCCGUCACAAUGAAGGUUUCGCAACCGCCAAUGACCUCAAUCGACAUAUAAAAUCCGUGCAUAAGGCAGAAGUCAAGGGGAGCCGAAGCUUCAAGUGCUUUGCUGAAGCAUGUUCGCAUCCGGAGAAGAUAUGGCCUAGAAAAGACAACUUUACCCAACAUCUCCAGAGGAUGCACCGCGACGAGGACCAAAACGCUCUCCUGGCCAAGUCGGAAGAAUGGUACGACCAGUUGAACCCCGUGGAUGACAAGGCUGAGGAGACCAUUGUCAAGGAGGUGCGUCGACAAGAAGACUCGGUAAGACAGCAAAACCAGCAGCAGAAACGUGCCAGUGGCACUGCUACAGGCUCCAAGCGAAAGCGCAAUGCACCAGAGCAACCAACGCCGGCGCCACAAUCGCAACGUACACGGCACAGUCUGCCAGGUCUUGAUACUGCUUCGUCACACAAUAGCAUGCCCCCUCAAGACAUGAGAUUACUCUCGCCCUAUUCACCAACGCCUGAUCGACCUGUCGUCGAUCCGCGUCAACAUGUCUCUGGCCCUCGUCAACGUCGUGCGCAAAACUCCCAUCGGCAGGCGCAGCCCCAACCACAAGGUCCAUCUAUGAUGUCGCGAUCCGUGUCGCAAGCUGGUCAAUACAUGCCUCGCACUCCUUUCCACGGCAUGCAGCAACAACCCUAUUGGAGUUUCGAUCCACAGCAGACACACGCACAGCACUUCUCGCCUCAGGACGUCAGAUCUCAAUUUGAGCCUCGGUGGCAUCCUCAGCAACAAAUGCCCCAGCCUCAUCUAGGCCCGACUGACCGACACACGGUUGCUGGCGACAUUGAUACUAGGGGCUACGAGUGGCUCUCGUCCCCUCAGGACCACCCGUUGCAAUAUGGCGGCUUCACGAAUGCCUCUAUGCCUAUCCCAGCAGCCUCUGAACUGGUGGGUCACAUGCAGCCAGCGGCUCCAGCAUCAGUCUCGCCCACUACUACCGGCAUGAACCCGGAGACUCCUACGUCAUCUACACCAGUGUUGAGGCUCACUGUGGAUGAUAGUAGCCGCCCUCCGGUAGAUACGCUCGAAAUCUCUAAUUUUUUGGAGAAUCAUGACGACUUUAAGAAGGACUACAAUAACCUCAGACAAGCUGUCAUUGGCUUUCCAGCAGCCCAGCACGAAUUUCUCAAGAUUUUGCGCGCGGUUGGAGGUUCUUCGAACGCAGCCGCACCACCGUCUGAAGAAUCGCGCAGCCAGUCUCAGUCCAAGCGUGGUCAUCAUCGCCAGCCUUCCAUAACCACGACAACCACCUCAACUACCGCCGUCAGCACAAAUGCCACCCAGGGCGCGCUUGACCGUGCUGCAGCCGGCAGGGAAGUUGCCCUUUGCAGUGUUUGUAACAAGUUAUUUGCACGCGGAUCCGAUCUGAAGAAACACAUGAAACGGCAUGAUCGUCCUUACGGCUGCGUCUCUGAUGGUUGCAGCAAGAGCUUUGGCUCUAAGAGCGACUGGAAGAGACAUGAAGCUACGCACGGCGAGGUGGAAGGUGGCUGGCGCUGUGAUGGACGUCACCUAAACCCUCUGCAGAACAACGAAGAGUGUCAUAUGUGGUGGCCUCAAAGGGACGUCAGCCAAGAGCAGUACUGCAACCACCUUCAGGCCUGCGCAGUGCCGCUUGAAGACAUUCAGCCAAUGUCGGAGCGCUGCUUCAUUCCUAGAGCUAACACGGAGGCUUACUGGUGCGGCUUCUGCUACAGUGUGAUGAGGUACGUCGACCCUGAUCUCGAACCCGCCAAAGAGCGGGUCAAUCAUAUCGAGCGCCAUUACAAGAAUGAGGCAAGGAUCAAUGAUCAUUGGCGAGACUGCAACGGAGGAGGCAGAACCAAGUUGGAGAUGGGCCAGGUCAUCGCCGCCACUUAA